Molecule: messenger RNA, 930 nt
Organism: Fusarium keratoplasticum
Lineage: Eukaryota; Fungi; Ascomycota; Sordariomycetes; Hypocreales; Nectriaceae
Product: DUF3669 domain-containing protein
Exons: 1
Coding region: 1-930 (309 amino acids)
Source: RefSeq, a predicted model, not a curated record
AUGGGCUUCUGCGGCAGCGUCUGGGCCGAUGUGAAUUCUUCAGCCAACCAGACUGCUUCAUGCAUGAAACGAGAGGAUGGCGGCCCUGGCAGAUCGAUAACCAACGAGUACCAUAUCCAUCGGCUCGUGAACAAUGCUGUCAACUCAAAUCCCCGACACGCCGCCAGCUUUCGCAUCCCUUUAUGUCGCGGUUUUCUCAAGAAAAGCGACGCAGACUGGUCGAAGAUCCUGCUGCGACUGCCACCAGGCUCCACGUCCUGCAACGCGCUGCUCAGCGAGAAGGUUCAGCCAGUGUCAGAGACCGCCCGAAGAUUGCUGGCGGUCAAUUACGCAAAGGACCAUGAUAGUGAGGUGAUUAUGGGCGACAAGAAGAACGAGCACUGCCUCAUCCGCCCGUACCUUGGCCAUAGGAGACACGGUUGGGUUAGAAGACCGGGAAAGCCUGCGUUCUUCAGUUUGCGGAAUUUCCCUCUUCAUAUCGACCAAAUGGAAGAGCUCGGCAUGUCGAUUGAGCCGUACGCAAAGACAAUGGCAGAGGGUCUUGCCUUUCUCCUAUGGGUCGCGAGGAUUGAUGCCAACGACGUCGAGUUUGUCCUUGCCCGCCCUCGCCCGUCAAACUCGGAAUCCAGCAAGUUUGAAGCAAAUAUUCUAGGACCUCAUUCCAUGUGGAUUGUAGACUUUGGCUGCUGCAACCCGAUGCCCAUGGAUGAGGAAGGGGUAGAGAUUGCUGCUCGGUGUUUCUGGAGGAACGACCCCUUCUACCCGCGGCCCGGGAGUUCCAAUGCCGCCGAUGAGAGUCUUUGGGGGAUCUUUCGGGAGCAGUUCCUAAGAGUCAGUGAGUGGAUACUUGAGGAUGAGUCGUCAUUUGUGAGAGAGCUCCCUGCGCGUUUGAUUGACAAGAUUAUUGAAACUAGAGGCAAGCUUGACUGA